Molecule: messenger RNA, 7049 nt
Organism: Conger conger (European conger)
Lineage: Eukaryota; Metazoa; Chordata; Actinopteri; Anguilliformes; Congridae
Product: mediator of RNA polymerase II transcription subunit 13-like
Exons: 30
Coding region: 570-6917 (2115 amino acids)
Biological process (GO): regulation of transcription by RNA polymerase II
Cellular component (GO): mediator complex
Molecular function (GO): transcription coregulator activity
Source: RefSeq, a predicted model, not a curated record
GCCAUUAAAGAAAGGAAUCCAUGAAUUCAAUUGGAACCAGCAGGAACAGUGUCUGAAUAGUAAUGGUCAAAAUGACCCGAGAAAUAUAGUCCUACUGUUGUUUUAGGUCGAUUUUUUAAAAUAUGUUUUUAAAAUUCCUUCUUACCCGGUGACGAUGGAGGAAUAGGGAUACAUUAAAAAAAAAAAAACCUGAGAGUAUUUUAAGCAAAGGGGGAGGGGGAGAGUUGUUUCUUUGCUUUCCUUUUUGUUUUAAGAGCGUUUUCGCCUCUUUCGGAUUUUAACUUAUCGACACGUUUGAACAGUUUUACGAUGCGGGGGUUGCGGUGUUUUUCAUUUUCUAACAGCUGAAAUAUUUGCUGAAGAAAGCGAGAAAAUCGAGGGGGUGUUGAAUUGGCUAGCUUUAUAGCUAGCUGGCUAGCUUGCUUGCUAGCUAGCUUACAUUCCCCAACCGAUUGGAUUGUGUAGACGUUUUCAUCAUAGCUUAUUCAACUAUAGAAUAAUACUGUUUACAAUUAUUCUUACUUUCUUGGGAACUGGAAUGAUGGAUCGUUCGUUCACACAGUGAAAGGAUGAGUUCUUGCUUUGUACCAAACGGGGCCAGCCUGGAGGACUGCCACUCCAACCUAUUCUGCCUGGCUGACCUGACUGGGAUAAAAUGGAAGCGCUUCGUGUGGCAGGGCCCCUCCUCGGCCCCCAUCCUCUUCCCGGUGACGGAGGAGGACCCCAUCCUGUGCAGCUUCAGCCGCUGCCUGAAGUCGGACGUGCUGAGCGUGUGGCGGCGGCACCAGACCCCCGGCCGCCGUGAGCUCUGGCUCUUCUGGUGGGGCGACGACCCCAACUUCGCCGACCUCAUCCACCACGAGCUCAUAGGUGAAGAUGACGGUGUGUGGGAGAGCGGCCUGACGUACGAGUGCCGCACGCUGCUCUUCAAGGCCAUCCACAACCUGCUGGAGCGCUGCCUCAUGAACCGGGGCUUCGCCCGCAUCGGGAAGUGGUUCGUCCGGCCCUACGACAAGGACGAGAAGCCCAUCAACAAGAGCGAGCACCUGUCCUGCUCCUUCACCUUCUUCCUGCACGGCGACAGCAACGUGUGCACCAGCGUGGAGAUCAACCAGCACCAGCCCGUGUACCGGCUGAGCGAGGAGCACCUCAGCCUGGCCCAGCAGGCCGGCAGCCCCUUCCAAGUGAUCCUCAGUCCCUUCGGGCUGAACGGCACCAUGACGGGCCAGUCCUUCAAGCUCUCCGACCGGCCCACGCAGAAGCUGAUCGAGGAGUGGAAGCAGUUCUAUCCCAUCAGCCCCAGCACCAAGGACCGCUCCGAGGACAAGAUGGACGACCUGGACUGGGAGGACGACUCCCUGGCCGCGGUGGAGGUCCUCGUCGCGGGGGUGCGGAUGGUGUACCCCUCCUGCCUGGUGCUCGUCCCGCAGUCCGAUCUCCUGGCGGCCGCCCCCCUGGGCCCCUCCCACUGCGCGGCGGCCUAUCCCAACAGCCACCCGCCGCACCCCUCCCACCGGGACCCUGCCAUCUCCUCCGUCACCCUGACCCCGCCCACGUCGCCCGAGGAGUCCCAGACCGACUCCCAGUCGGUGCAGAAGUGGAUGAAGGUCUCCUCGGUGACGGACAGCUUCGGGGCGGACAGCACCAGUCACCACGGCGGCAGGGUCCCGCGCCGGCUCGCCUCGCAGGCCGUGGAGCGGGUGUGGCGGGAGUGCAGCCUCAACCGAGCCCAGAACAAGAGGAAAUUCACGGCGGUGGCCAACGGUGUCUGCGAGGAGGAGGCGGCGGGGAAGGUGGGCUGCUGGGACUUCGUGGAGGCCACCCAGAGGUCAAACUGCGACUGCUCAAGGCACAAGGCCCUGAAGCAGCGGUCAGGCGGCACCCCGGGGCACCCCCAGUCCGCGGGGCCGCCCCCGCCCCCUCCGCCCAAGCACAAGACGGCGGAGAAAGCGGAGAAGGCGGAGAAGCUGGCCAAGCGGCCGCAGACGCCCUUCCACCACCGGAGCUCCCUGUGCGAGGAGGUGUCCCUGGAGCCGGAGACGGGCGGCCCCAGGAUGGGGCUCCGGCCGCAGGAGGACGCCCGCUUCCCCCCCGCCUCCAAGAGCGCCCCUCCCGAAGCGGCCGGCUCGCCUCAGCCGCCCCCGCUCAGCCCGCACCCCUGCGACGAGGCGGCGGACCCGGCCAAAACUGGCGCCGGCCCGCACUUCUACCCGCCCGCACCCUCCUCCGCCGAGCCCUGCCCCGCCCCCCACAAGGCCCCCGAGGACCCGCGGCUGGACCCCCUGUCCCAGGCCUUCCCCCCGCCCUACGCCGAGGCCCCGGAGCCCACCCUGUACGUGGGGGCCGCCGUGGACCCCCAGCAGGCCGCCGGCUGCGCCCCCUGGAGGUUCUUCAACCUGCCGCGGAGGAAAGACGGAGAGUUCCCCACGCCGCCCCUGCCCCUCGACAAGCUGCGGGACGAGCCCAGCGCCGCGACCGGGCCCGAGGGCCUGGUGUCCGUCACGGAGCUGAUGUCCACCCUGCGGAGGCCCCUGAAGGUGUCGGAGGAGCGGGUGCAGAUGUACGCCCAGCGCAGGAACCUCUACCUGUCGGCCCCCUUCUGCGACGCGGCCCGGCAGCCUGAGGCCGACCCCUACGCCUUCGUGGACGGGGACGUGGAGUUCACCUUCCGCGACAAGAAGGACAAGCAGGCCGGCGAGCGCGAGGUGGGCAAGAAGUACAAGGGGGACGACAGCAGUGCAGAUGACGCCCAGCAGUCGGCUGCCAACAACCGCAACACCUCGGCCAGCCUGAUGCACGAGAACGACCUGGCCGUCUCCUUCAAGGACCUGGACAACCUCUUCAACGAGGAUGAGGACGAGCUGACGCCCGGGUCCAGACGAGCCCUCGGCGGGGCGGACGAGAAAUUCGGGAAUAAGGAGGCGAAGCCGGCCACUCUCGACCCGCUCUCCUGCAUCAGCUCGGCGGACCUGCACCAGAUGUUCCCCACGCCUCCCUCCCUGGAGCAGCACAUCAUGGGCUUCUCGCCGAUGAACGCCGGCAGCAAGGACGGGGGCAUGCUGGACACGGGCGCCGGCGCCACCCUGCUGGAGGGCCUCUCGCUGGCCGGGCACUUCCGCAUCGAGGUGGAGGAGGGGUACUGCAGCCCCAAACCCUCUGAAAUCAAGGACUUCUCCUUCGUGUACCGGCCGGAGGCCUGCCAGGCCCUGGUGGGCUGCUCCAUGUUCGCCCCGCUGAAGACCCUGCCCAGCCAGUGCCUGCCCCCCGUCAAGCUGCCCAAAGAGUGCCAGUACCGGCCCAGCUGGACCGUGGGCAAGCUGGAGCUCCUCCACCCCCUGCCCCCCUUCAACUUCCUCAGCAAGGACGGUAACAUCCCCAGCGUGGGCAGUGCGAUGGAUCAGGACUACACCUACACCCCUCAGACCCACACGCCCUUCAUGUCCAACAGCGGGCCCUCCAGCAACAGCGCCCCCGGGAUCCUGCCCUCCCCGGCCACGCCCCGCUUCUCGGCCCCCACCCCCCGGACCCCCCGCACCCCCCGCACCCCCCGGGGCCCCUCCAGCGUCCAGGGCUCCAUGAAGUACGAGAACUCGGACCUGUACUCGCCCGCCUCCACGCCGUCCACCUGCCGGCCCCUCAACUCGGUGGAGCCGGCCACCGUGGCGUCCGUGCCCGAGGCGCACAGCCUCUACGUCAACCUCAUCCUGUCCGAGUCGGUCAUGAACCUCUUCAAGGACUGCAACUUCGACAGCUGCUGCGUGUGCGUGUGCAACAUGAACAUCAAGGGCGCCGACGUGGGCGUGUACAUCAGCGACCCCGCCUGCGAGCCGCAGUACCUGUGCACCUGCGGCUUCAGCGCCGUGGUCAACCGCCGCUACGGCAACGGCUCCGGCCUCUUCCUGGAGGACGAGCUGGACAUCAUCGGCCGCGGCUCGGACGAGAGCCGGGAGGCGGAGCGGCGCUUCGAGGCGCGCCGCCAGGCCUCGCUGCACCGGGCCGGGGCGCCCAAGGACCGCGUGCCCGACGACCUGGUGCUGCUGCUGCAGGACCAGUGCACCAACCCCUUCUCCCCCGUGUCCGGCCUGGAGGCCCCGGCGCCGGGGCCCAAGGCCGAGGGCCCCGGGGCGCCCCCGCCCUGCGUGCGCGUGGAGGAGAGGGACUGCCACAGCGACUGCUACCUGGCCCUGGAGCACGGCCGGCAGUUCAUGGACAACAUGUCCGGGGGCAAGGUGGACGAGCAGCUGGUCCGGAGCACGGGUCUGCACCACUGGGCCAAAAGCAACGCGGUGGAUGUGAGCACGCUCUUCUCUCAGGACGUGCUGCGUAUGCUGCUGUCCCUGCAGCCCGUCCUGCAGGACUCCAUCCAGAAGAAGAGGACCGUGCGCCCGUGGGGCGUGCAGGGGCCCCUCACCUGGCAGCAGUUCCACAAGAUGGCGGGACGCGGCUCCUACGGCACGGACGAGUCCCCUGAGCCUCUCCCCAUCCCCACCUUCCUGGUGGGGUACGAGUACGACUUUGUGGUGUUGUCGCCGUUCGGCCUGCCCUACUGGGAGAAGCUGCUGCUGGACCCCUUCGGCUCCCAGAGGGACGUGGGGUACCUGGUGCUGUGCCCCGACAACGAAGCUCUGCUCAACGGCGCCAAGACCUUCUUCAGGGACCUGACGGCCGUGUACGAGGCCUGUCGGCUGGGCCAGCACCGGCCCAUCUCCAAGGCGCACGCGGACGGCAUCGUGCGGGUGGGCAGCGGCACGGCGCGGACGCUGGCGGAUCAGCCGCUGAGCGACUGGUUCCUCCGGGCCGCUGCCGGCAGCACCGACGCCCUCGCCAAGCUCCGGCUGUACGCCCAGGUGUGCCGGCACCAACUCGCCCCGUUCCUCGCUGCCCAAUCGCUGGACAGCUCCUUGCUCAGCCAGCCCAACCCCCCCGCCGCCUCCAGCCAGUCCUCGUCCGCCCAGCCGCCAAGCUCCGCCCCCCCGGCAGGGUCCCAGUGCCCCGCCGGCUCCACCCAAUCAGGAAGCAGCAGCAGCAGCAGCAGCACCGCCGCGAACGCUAACGGCCAGCCGCCAUCCUCCUUGCCCCCCUCGGGCCCGCAGGGCGGGGCCGCCCCGGCGCCCCCUGCCAAACCCGGGACCUUCCCUCCCUACGGGAACACGGCCGGCACCACCCCGAGCGGCCAGCAGGGGCAGCAGAGCGCGGGGGGCCAGGGGGACGGGCAGACCCCGGUGCCCACGGAACCCCCCGAGAGCACGAUGGAGCGAGAGAAGGUGGGCGUCCCCACGGACGGGGACUCCCAUGCGGUCACCUACCCCCCGGCCAUCGUGCUGUACCUGGUGGACCCCUUCUCCUACGAGGAGGCCGAGGGGGCGGGGGGCUCCAGCGUGUGGACCCUAGGCCUGCUGCGCUGCUACGUGGAGAUGCUGCAGUUCCUGCCCCCGCACAUCCGCAGCGCCAUCUCCGUGCAGAUCAUUCCGUGCCAGUACCUGCUGCAGCCGGUGCGGAGCGAGGAGCGUCACAUCUACGCGCAGCACCUCAAGUCCCUGGCCUUCUCCGUCUUCUCCCAGUGCCGGAGGCCCCUGCCCAGCUCCACCAACGUCAAGACCCUCACAGGCUUCGGCCCCGGCCUGGCGCUCGACAGCGCCCUCCGGAGCCCGGAGAGGCCGGAGUGCUUGCGGCUCUACACGCCGCCCUUCAUCCUGGCGCCCGUGAAGGACAAGCAGACGGAGCUGGGCGAGACGUUCGGCGAGGCCUCGCAGAAGUACAACGUGCUGUUCGUGGGCUACUGCCUGUCGCACGACCAGCGCUGGCUGCUGGCCACCUGCACGGACCUGUACGGCGAGCUCCUGGAGACCUGCAUCAUCAACAUCGACGUGCCCAACCGGGCCCGCAGGAAAAAGGGCUCUGCCCGGAAGAUGGGCCUGCAGAAGCUGUGGGAGUGGUGUCUGGGGCUGGUGCAGAUGACAUCGCUGCCCUGGAGGGUGGUGAUUGGCCGCCUGGGACGGAUGGGCCACGGAGAGCUGAGAGACUGGAGUGUCCUGUUGAGCCGGCGGAGCCUGCAGUCCCUCAGCAGGCGUCUGAAGGAGAUGUGCAGGAUGUGCAGCAUCUCGGCCGCCGACACUCCCAGCAUCCUCAGCACCUGCCUGGUCGCCAUGGAGCCGCAGGGCUCCUUCGUCAUCAUGCCAGACUCGGUGUCGACGGGCUCGGUGUUCGGCCGCAGCACCACGCUCAACAUGCAGACGUCGCAGCUCAACACGCCGCAGGACACGUCCUGCACGCACAUCCUGGUGUUCCCCACCUCCGCCGCCGUCCAGGUCAACAGCUCCAACUACACCACGGAGAACAUCGACAUCAACUUCAACCCCAUCAACGACGGCUCGGACGGGAUGGGAAUCUUCGACCUGCUGGAGGAGUCGGAGAACGACCUGGACCCCGACAUCAUCAACAUCCUGCCCAACUCGCCCAACACGUCCCCCGUGCACUCGCCUGGGUCACACUACCACCACGGCGGCGACGGCAGCAAGGGCCAGAGCACGGAUCGGAUGGAGUCUCACGAGGAGGCGCCCAACCUGCUCCAGCAGCCCAUGGCGCUGGGCUACUUCAUCUCCACGGCCAAAGCCGGCCCGCUGCCCGACUGGUUCUGGUCGUCCUGCCCGCAGGCCAAGAACCAGUGCCCCCUCUUCCUGAAGGCCUCUCUCCACCUGCACGUGUCGUCGGUGCAGUCGGACGAGCUGCUGCACAGCAUACACUCCCACCCUCUGGACUCCAACCACACCUCCGACGUGCUCAGAUUUGUGCUGGAGCAGUACAACGCCCUCUCCUGGCUGACCUGCGACCCCGCCACGCAAGACCGCCGCUCCUGCCUGCCCGUGCACUUUGUGGUGCUGACUCAGAUGUACAACUUUAUCAUGAACAUGCUGUAACGGACAGAGGAAGAGGAGGAGGAGGAAGAGGGGGAGCGUAUAUCCACACCGCCGAAUUUCAAGGCUCUCUCCAAAGCCUGCGGAUAAUGAGGCCCGUGAGCCAGCAUCACAUGCUCAACACUGCCCCCUACU